GCAAGCAAUAGUGCAUCACUCCUCAACUAACUUCGUCCUCAUUACAGACACACACACAUUCUCUCUCUCUCUCUCUCUCUCUCUCUCUCUCUCGAGCUUUUUUAAAAAUUGACGUGCAUUUUGUUCGAUUAAGCUUUGUGUUUGUUUGUUAUGAUGGUGAUCUACGAGCCGGUCACGCCGGGUCAGGUCUCGUUCUUGCUUGGCUUUGUCCCAUUGUUUGCAGCCUGGUUAUAUUCAGAAUAUUUGGAGUACAAGAAAAAUGUUAGGCCAUUGAAAGUCUACAGGAAUUCUGAUAUCAAUUUGGUUCAAUUGGGCAACGAAACAAUUACAGAAGACGAUAGAGCUGUUUUGUUGGAAGGAGGCGGACUUCAGCCAGUCUCUCCUAGAGCUCGCAGUUCAUCAUGCACAUCUCAUAUCAUCAGGUUGUUUCUGAUGGAAGAAUCUUUUUUGCUCGAAAAUCGCUUGACACUGAGAGCUAUAUCGGAAUUUGGUGGACUUUUGAUCUAUUACUACUUAUGUGACCGGACAAAUCUUUUUGGUGAAUCAAAAAAGAGCUACAACCGUGAUCUUUUCUUGUUCCUAUACUUUAUGCUCAUAAUGGUUUCUGCAAUCACUUCUUUCAAGAUUCAUCAUGAUAAGUCACCAUUUACGGGGAAAUCUAUACUUUAUUUAAACAGGCAUCAAACUGAGGAGUGGAAAGGUUGGAUGCAGGUGUUGUUCCUGAUGUACCACUACUUUGCUGCAACAGAGUUUUAUAAUGCUAUCCGAGUUUUUAUUGCUGCAUAUGUUUGGAUGACUGGAUUUGGGAACUUCUCCUAUUAUUACAUCCGUAAAGAUUUCAGCCUUGCAAGAUUUGCUCAGAUGAUGUGGAGGCUUAACUUUCUGGUGUUCUUUUGCUGCCUUGUCCUCAACAACAGUUACACGCUUUACUACAUAUGCCCCAUGCACACACUUUUUACCCUCAUGGUCUAUGGAGCACUUGGUAUAUUCAAUAAAUAUAAUGAAAAUGGAACUGUCAUCGCUACAAAAUUCAUAGCUUGCUUAUUGGUGGUUAUAAUAAUAUGGGAAGUACCUGGAGUUUUUGAUGUGGUCUGGAGCCCAUUCACUUUCCUUCUUGGAUACACUGAUCCUGCGAAACCAAAUCUCCCUGUCAUGCAUGAGUGGCAAUUUCGCUCUGGCCUUGAUCGCUACAUAUGGAUAGUUGGAAUGUUGUAUGCAUACUAUCAUCCUACUGUUGAGAAGUGGAUGGAAAAGCUAGAGGAAACGGAAGUAAAACGGAGGAUAAUAAUCAAAACAGUUGCUAUGACAAUCUCUCUAACGAUGGGAUAUCUAUGGUUUGAGUAUAUAUACAAGCUCCCAAAGAUCACGUACAAUAAUUAUCAUCCAUAUACUUCAUGGAUUCCUAUAACUGUCUACAUAACGCUGAGAAACUUAACACAAACUUUCCGAGGAUACAGCUUGACCUUAUUUGCAUGGCUUGGAAAGAUCACUCUGGAAACCUACAUAUCACAGUUUCACAUAUGGUUAAGAUCCAGUGUGCCGGAUGGUCAGCCUAAAUUGCUACUUUCUCUGAUCCCAGACCACCCUAUGUUGAACUUCAUGCUCACCACUUCCAUAUACGUCGCGAUUUCAUACAGGCUCUUCGAUCUAACUAAUACAUUGAAAGUGGCAUUUGUACCCAGUAAAGAUGAUAAGCGCCUGGUCUAUAACACAAUCACAGCAGUAGUGAUAUUGACCGUUCUCUACGCUCUUUCUUUUGUGUUUCUAAAGCUACCACUGAUGUUGGUAUGAUACUUUGGAGCACAUUAGCUUUACAAUGCAUCAAAAUCUUAUAUGAAGCAAAAAAAGACAUCUCAUUCUCUUCACACAAACCUGCAUCACAGAAAUAUAGGUUCUUGCAAGUACAUCGAUACAGGGAAAGUGUUGGGUUUUUUUUUUGCUUCGUAGCCAUUGUCUUAGAAAGCGAUACUGGAAAGAGUGUAGAUAAACAGUUGUAGUGUGCAAUUGUGUAGUAACAGUUCAUGAUUAGAAAGAAUCUUACAAGCUCAUACAGCAAUCAGAGCAGAGUAGAUGUUAAUGUUGGAACAUGUACUUCAUCAAGUGUAUAUGCAAGUUGAUCCAGAUACCAUACAUCAUAUUUCUUCUGUAAUA
Messenger RNA from Daucus carota subsp. sativus, 2151 nucleotides. RefSeq names its product protein REDUCED WALL ACETYLATION 2. The coding region runs from base 151 to 1791 and encodes 546 amino acids. Gene Ontology annotation, biological process: plant-type secondary cell wall biogenesis; xyloglucan metabolic process; xylan biosynthetic process. Gene Ontology annotation, molecular function: acetyltransferase activity. The transcript is spliced from 16 exons. The record is from RefSeq and is a predicted model, not a curated record. Gene Ontology annotation, cellular component: Golgi apparatus. Lineage: Eukaryota; Viridiplantae; Streptophyta; Magnoliopsida; Apiales; Apiaceae.